AUGAACAAACACUUCUUGUGGUUCUUCCUCCUCUUCUGCCUCGGUGCGGCAGCGAAAUCACUGAAGUGCAUCACAUGCCACCUCCACACCCAGCCAGAUCGCUGUAGAAGAGGCUUUGGUGUCUGUAUUGCUCAGAAGCACGAGUCAUGCAUGAUCUUACAGAUCUUCCAGGAUAAAGCUCUUCAGUUAACAUAUAUGGUGUGUCAGCAGUUCUGCAGAGACUUGACAUUUGAUUUCAACAAUCGGACUUAUGUUCAUAAAUGCUGCGACUACAGUUACUGUAACUACGAUAUGUAA
This is a messenger RNA of Galeopterus variegatus (Sunda flying lemur), 297 nucleotides long. It is a transcript of the gene PATE3, whose product is annotated as prostate and testis expressed 3. The record is from RefSeq and is a predicted model, not a curated record. The transcript has 3 exons. Bases 1 to 297 code for a protein of 98 amino acids. NCBI's taxonomy places the organism in Eukaryota, Metazoa, Chordata, Mammalia, Dermoptera, Cynocephalidae.